CCGGUGUGUGUGUGCGGAAGCAAAAUUUCAUGUUCUAAAUAAAAGCUAAUCAAACUGCAGACAGCCAGCAGAAAGUGUACGGCGAAGAACAGCAUUGUCAGACUAUUGAAAAAAUUCAAUCCCGGUCCGGACAAUUCUGAUGCUGGAAGCACAGCAGGAAUCUAGAUGAUGUGGUCUGACUGAGCAAAUCCCAAAAGUAUUAAGGCAUCAAAGUGAUCAUUCCACAGACCAACAGCUUUAGAAAGAAAAAAUUCUGCUGCACAAAGAAAACCAAAAAACCAAAAAUGUCCUCCGAGGGGACCUUGAAAAUGCAGAAAAUAACUCAAUUCCACACAACUAGAACAGUCUGUUUUGUGUGCCAAAAGCUCACCGAUUCCAAAAGUGGGAGCAGUGUUUUUUCGUGCCGGGGUCGCCUUGACAUACGAGAGUGUUUAAAGAAGUACGUAUGCCUAGAUGUUACAGGGGAGGCUUGGAUCUGUCGCUGUUGCAAACUGAGACUGCAAUCGAUGAAGAAGAAGGUUGACGAGUUUAGAAAGUCUGUCUUGGACGGUCAGCGCAAUUUCCGACAGCAGGAACUGAGCAAUCAGAGUGCCGCCAUCAGAAAGAAUCUGGAGGUCAUUGCUGUCUCUGGAACACAAACCAUUGACAAAAAGGCGAAGGACAUAAAGGACGAAGGAAAAUCACAAUCACCCCAGUAUAAACCAACGUUUAGAACCAUCUUUCCCAAAUCUGAGCCAGUCACCAAAGCACACCAGCAAGAAGGCUCAACUGGCCAGAUUGCUGAGUGUCCCCCUAAAGAAGAUGAACCUACUAAUGCUGUAGAUCAUUGCUACGCCUUGAAGAAGGGACAAAAGAAAGAGUUUACCCCAGCAAAAGAGGUCCAAUUGUUACAGGGGGUGCUGGUGAGAAAACCGACCCUAAUAGACAGGGCACAGUACCAUUGCCUACUGAGUGCCAUGCAAAGUAAAUCGACAGACAUCAUUACCACAGAACUUUUGAGAAUCCCUGCUCUACGACAGAGCUUCUUGGAUGGGUUGUCUGAUGAACUCGGCAGUCGCCCGGAUAAGCAGAGAAGUCAUAGGGUCAAGGGUCAACAAAAGAAUGGACAACCAUCGGUGUUGAUGAUCAACGAUUUCCUGGAACUAAAAAUGCAUUCCUGUUGGGACGACAUCAUUUGUGAGUUUAUCCAGAAGUACCCGGAGCUGGUGGAGAUCCUUGUGAAGAUCAUGCUGGGUCCCGGGGCUCGCAGGAACGCUGUGAAAGUCCAGCAGUUAAUCCCCAAGUUGGCUACUGUAUAUGGGAUCGUGCUGCAACACCGCAACCAUGAGUUGAGUCGAAUCCAACGUCUCGUCGGAUGCCUCUUUGCUGACAAUGUCGUGGAGCAAAAGGUGUAUGACAGAAUGAACAAGCUAGGCAUCUGCUCAAGUUACAAUCGGAUGUUCUUGAUGAAACGAGGAGCGGCAGCCUUGUGCAUCCCUGGCGAGACCAACGCGAAGAAGCGCAAAGCUCAGAAGUAUGCGGGAACGCCGGGCUUCUCUGAGAUUGGUGAGCAGUUUGAUCGGGAGUCGGAUGUCGUGAGACGCGCAAGGUGAUGAAGACCGCCACCCGGGUGCAGGUGUUUUCUUCAGCGUUUUCCCCCCCAGUUCAAAACCAUGCAACCACAUUGAGACAGUUGGGAAAAAUUAUGUUGCCCCUUACUUUGUUGUACGCAAGAUUGGGAACAAGUAGCCUGAAACAGCCUUAUUUAACUGCGCCCAAUAUAAUAAUUAAUAAUAAUUUGGGGGGCUAAUCAUCCUUACUCGCAGCUAAGGGCUGAAUUGCGAAG
Molecule: messenger RNA, 1825 nt
Organism: Asterias rubens (European starfish)
Lineage: Eukaryota; Metazoa; Echinodermata; Asteroidea; Forcipulatida; Asteriidae
Exons: 4
Coding region: 285-1592 (435 amino acids)
Source: RefSeq, a predicted model, not a curated record